This is a messenger RNA of Lactuca saligna, 834 nucleotides long. The record is from the annotation of a GenBank genome assembly. NCBI's taxonomy places the organism in Eukaryota, Viridiplantae, Streptophyta, Magnoliopsida, Asterales, Asteraceae.
AUGGACACAGACCUUCUUGUUCAACUAUGGUUUCCAGUAAUUAGACAAGAGAUUUUAGGGUUCUUUGAGGCGACCUCAACCCAGCAGCUCGUAUCGGGAGAAGGUAUUGCUGGUAAAGCGUUGGGUACAAACCAGCAGCUCGCAGACUGGAACUCGAAAUUCCAGCAAACAAUGGUGGAAAUGCAUCCACUUAGAACAGCUGAUGCCGCAUACAGCAAGAUUAAAGGAAUGCUUUCUACUCUUGAAGAUCGCUUCACUCGCAUUAUCAGUCCAAAGGAAUACCAAAGUUUUAGAAUUGGAAGUGAUGGAAACGUACAAGGAGUUGGACUAUUUGUGAAUAUUGAACCAGAAACGGGGCAUCUGGUUUUAUUGUCUUGUGUUGAGGGUAGCCCAGCUGCUAGAGCUGGAAUACAUGUAGGAGAUGAGUUGAUUGAAAUAAAUGGAGAGAGAGUUAAAGGGAUUAGUAGUGAAGCUGCUGCACAAAAGCUUAGAGGUUAUGUUGGGACAAGUGUUACAGUCAAAGUGCACAAUAAAUUUGUGCAUGUUCAUAUUUCUGAUCUACAUGGAAAAAAGUUGGCCAUUGACUCUAGUUUUAGAGAGGUGAAACUACCCCGGGAAUUCAUCAAACUUUCUCCUAUAUUAAGUGUCAUCAUUCCUCAUAGAACACCAAAUGGUCAUGUAUCCAAAACCGGAUAUGUAAAGCUAUUAGCCUUCUCCCAGGGUGGUUUGGUGAAGGCUGGACUUGAUGUUGCUCAAAUAUGCCUGGAUGGAGAUGAGACUCUAGUGAACACAAUAGAUAGAGAUGGGAACAUGCUUCCUGUUAACAUUUACUAG